Aspergillus costaricaensis CBS 115574 is the source of this 843-nucleotide messenger RNA. It is a transcript of the gene lcl2, whose product is annotated as protein lcl2. The record is from RefSeq and is a predicted model, not a curated record. The transcript is spliced from 2 exons. The coding region runs from base 79 to 459 and encodes 126 amino acids. NCBI's taxonomy places the organism in Eukaryota, Fungi, Ascomycota, Eurotiomycetes, Eurotiales, Aspergillaceae.
CUGCAAUUUACUUUUGCUUCGCUUUUUUUGGUUUUGGACAUAUUGCCCGGUUGAUUGUCGAGUCUCUCUCAGUUCGCAAUGUUCUCUUGGAUUCGGCUCCUCGGAGCCCUUCUUCUACUUGCCUCUGUGGCUCACGCGCAGUUCCAGUUCUUUGAGCAUAUGUUUGGAGGUGGCGGCGGUGGUGGUGGUGGUCACCAGGGUCGUCAGCAGGCGGCGCAGAAUGUUCCGAGUGAUAGCUCGCGGUAUCAGAGUCAGUGGGAUUCAGCCCAUUGCGAUAAAUACCUCUGUCCUGGUACCCUUGCAUGCGUCCAUUUCCCGCACCAUUGCCCGUGUCCGCACCCCGAUGUCGAAGAGAAGGUUGAACUUGGCGAAGGAAGUGCCGUUUGUGUGUCCAAGGGGGGAUAUAAGGCGGGAGAGGCGGCGCGGAAGAUUGAGUUGGCGCGCAAGGGUCUUUUGUGAUUGAGGUGUCUCGACGAGAUGAUAUGUGUGUCGCUUUCGGCUUGAUUGGGAAAGCAUUGGUGUUCGUGUUAGCGCUUAUUGGUUUUGGAUAUUCUUGGGGAGCCUGCUGUCCAGGUGCUAUUUCUGAGACCUGCGCAUUGAACUGCGUCGCGGUUGAAUGGAUCUUGCAGCAUUAUUGCCUUGUUGGUGUCAAGGCGCUCUUGGAUAUUGCACAGGCAGCUGCUUUUGUGCUAUGAAUGGCCAGCAGCUCGAAUUCCGGGUCAUCCCCUUGCGAUUGGGUUGUUGAUCAGAGACACCAACCCAUAUCUGGUUUAUACGUUCUGGGCAUCUGUGCUUACUUCCCGGCCUGGUUACAGCAAAUAAUAGCAUUCCAAUGUCAUUUCC